CCUGGUGUGACGUCACCGCUCCACAGUGCGCGCGCGGCUCCACCCGAGAGCGCGAGUUCCAGCGCAGGUUUCCAACAUGGCGGCCGCGUCCCCGCGCUGAAGUUUGUACAACAUUCUGUCUGAACAACUACAACAGCAAUAACAGCAAUAACAACAGCAAACCCGCGAUGUACCGAGUGCUGGACGCUGACUGCAGUGUCCGGGGCCCGGUUUAGAGCGUGUGUGAGUGAGUGAGUGGUGCGGGAGGAAGCCAUGGUCUCUCCUGAUCGCGCUGUGUUGUAAAGUUAGAAGUUUGUGUCGGCUGAGGCUAGCCCGCUAGCGGCUACAGGCGGCUCUGUUAGCUCUCCGCUCCACACUUUCACACACUGACCUCAAGUUUACAAGUUACGACGACCUGAGCUCGGAGAGAGGAGCGUGUGCUUUUAUUUCGGUCGUGUUUUCUCGGAUUGAGGGAAGAUGGCUCAGUCACCGGUAGCUGUUCAAGUUCCCGGAAUGCAGAACUCUCGAGCAGAUCCUGAGGAGCUCUUCACUAAACUGGAGCGCAUUGGGAAGGGAUCGUUCGGAGAGGUUUUCAAGGGCAUCGACCGCCGCACGCAGAAUGUGGUGGCCAUCAAGACGAUCGACUUGGAGGAGGCUGAGGACGAGAUCGAGGACAUCCAGCAGGAGAUCACCGUGCUGAGCCAGUGCGACAGUCCACACGUCACAAAGUACUACGGCUCAUACCUGAAGGGCAGUAAGCUUUGGAUCAUAAUGGAGUAUCUUGGAGGAGGAUCAGCUCUGGAUCUGUUGCGAGCCGGGCCUUUUGACGAGUACCAGAUAGCCACGAUGCUGAAGGAGAUUCUGAAAGGCCUGGACUACCUGCACUCGGAGAAAAAGAUCCACAGGGACAUCAAAGCCGCCAACGUGCUGUUGUCCGAGUCUGGCGAGGUGAAGCUGGCGGAUUUUGGCGUGGCGGGGCAGCUCACGGACACGCAGAUCAAAAGGGAGACGUUUGUGGGAACGCCUUUCUGGAUGGCUCCGGAGGUCAUUCAGCAAUCUGCUUAUGAUUCCAAGGCUGAUAUCUGGUCACUGGGCAUCACCGCCAUCGAGCUAGCCAAAGGAGAGCCGCCCAACUCAGACAUGCAUCCCAUGCGAGUUCUCUUUCACAUCCCAAAGAACACACCCCCGACCCUCAACGGUGACUUCUCCAAGUCCUUCAAGGAGUUUGUGGACUCGUGUCUGAACAAAGACCCUACGUUUAGACCAACUGCAAAAGAGCUACUGAAGCACAAGUUCAUUGUGAAGAACGCCAAGAAGACGUCCUACCUCACCGAGCUGAUCGACAGGCUGAAGCGCUGGAGAGCUGAGGGCCACAGUGACGGGGAAUCUGACUCAGACUCUGACUCAGAGCCGAGCACCAGAGACGGCGACUCGUCCCCUGAGUGGUCCUUCACCACGGUCCGCAAGAAACCUGACAAACAGUCCAACGGAAUGGUGUCUCUUGACGAAGCGGUACAGAAAAAGUCAGCCAGUCUGUCCACGGUUAUAAGUCCGGUGUUCGCUGAGCUGAAGCAGCAGCACAGGGACGGCGACGUGAGGAGGAGUGUGGUGGAAGAUCUGGAGAAGAGUCUGCACGCUGCUGAGGACGUCUGCCCUGGAAUCACAGACAAGAUGAUCAGCCACAUCCUGGAAAGGGUGCAGAGGUUCUCUGCGAGUUAGUUCAGUGCGGAAAAAAACACAAAUCUGACUAAGAAGCUGGACGACCAAACAGCUACAGGGCUUCUACAAUCUCAGCUCUUCCUGUUCACUGAACAUUAAUAUUCACACACACACACACACUCACACACACACACACACACACACACACUCUCUCUCUCUCUCUCUCUCUCACACACACACACACAUUCACACGCUCUCUCCACACACACACACACACACUCUCUCUCUCUCUCUCACACACACACACACAUUCACACGCUCUCUCCACACACAGGGACAGGAGGGACUCAGGUUGCACACACACUAUAUCAUAACCAAAAAAGGAAUUUCCCUUUUCACGAAAGACAUAAAUAUAUAUUUGUGUAAUUGUAUUUAUAUAAUUUUUUGCCAUGUGCUUUAGUUUUAGGUUUUAGCUGGUGCCCAAUGAUGUGUUACUGUUAUUUUAGAUUAUUAUUUUACAAUGACAGAUUGUGAGUCACAGAUAUGCUUAUAGGUUUUCUGCUGAGCAUUAGACUUGUCAGUUCGCGUAUAUAAAUUUAUAUAUUUGUUGACCCUUUGCGAUACUUUAUUUUAUGCUUCUAUCAGUAAUAUUUAUGUGUGCGAGGUUGAUUAUUAGAACUUUUUAUGCCUUAUUUUUAAAUGAGGGUAGAAUUUCUGUUAUACACUCUACAUACUGUUACGUGUAGCAUUACAACUGCUGUAUGGGAAAACCUUCAUAUCACGUUAAAGAAAACAUAGAAAUACCUCAGAUAAAGCAAUCCAUUGAAAGAACGCAAAAAAAACCAACCUAGAUUUUUAAUUUAUAUAUAUAUUGUGCUUUGUGCACGUGAAGUUAUGGGAGAGGAAUUUUGCUGUGCAAAAGAGGCUUCUGUUUCUGACACCUGAGAUCGACGAUUAUGUUUCAUAAAGACAAGUUUAUUUUCUAAUCUUAAAUUGGAAGUUUUUUCUUUAUAUCCCCCUCCUCUACUUCGGACAUGACCGGUGUCGAUAAAUAUUUUCUCCCUUCUUUGUUUAUGAUGUCAAUUUUUGGAAACAUCUUGCAAUUUGAGCAGUUUUUUUUUUUUUGAUGAGAGAGCUAUAGGAGAUAUACUGUACUUCUGAAGGAAAUGCACUGCACACACUUUGUAAUGGGUGGGGAAAUCUUACACACACACACACACACACACACACUCCUGGUCCCUUGACUAGAUCUGGAGGAGAGGGUGCACGUCUCUAGCCAGCGGAGGAAAAAAUCCUCCACUACAGUUUCAGCGCUGGAGAGAUUUGAGCUCCGUGUAAACAGCAGCGUAGGAACUUGUGCGAAAUACAAACUUCUGAAACUGGGAGCUUUUUGGGGGAUAGUCUUAAUAUUAUAGCCGUAAAAUUUAGAACGUUUCUGCCAAGCUUUCUAAAGUAAACAUAAGGGUGCCAUCACUGGUAUGGUGGUGAGGUGAUCAGUGCUUCUGUUGGCUUGGAGCAGUUUAACGCCAACAUUGUGCCUAAACUUUACUUCUCUAUGUAUAUGUCAUUAUUAUUCUCUCUUUAUAAAGCUUUAAAGGAUUUCACAUGAUGCCAGACUGAGGCUUAAAAGCAAUGAGGUGUUUGGUAGAUUUUUAUUAUUAUUAUUGUUAUUAUCAUUAUUAUUAUAUAUUUCUUUAUAGAUGGAAAUGUUGAUACCAGUCUAGGUUUUGUAAAUGUUCUCUUUUUUUGUAAAUGGUUUUUGAAACUGCUACACAGGUAUCUGUCACAGCUGUAUCAUAUAUAUGUAAAAUAUAUCUAUAGGCCUUUUUUGCUUUAACUGUUACAGACUGGUAAGGUUUGACAAAUAAAGAUGUAAAUUAUGACACUGCA
This is a messenger RNA of Pangasianodon hypophthalmus (striped catfish), 3528 nucleotides long. It is a transcript of the gene stk26, whose product is annotated as serine/threonine protein kinase 26. Lineage: Eukaryota; Metazoa; Chordata; Actinopteri; Siluriformes; Pangasiidae. Gene Ontology annotation, molecular function: ATP binding; protein kinase activity. Bases 457 to 1698 code for a protein of 413 amino acids. The record is from RefSeq and is a predicted model, not a curated record. The transcript has 11 exons. Gene Ontology annotation, biological process: protein phosphorylation.